This is a messenger RNA of Sphaeramia orbicularis (orbiculate cardinalfish), 2220 nucleotides long. RefSeq names its product piggyBac transposable element-derived protein 4-like. The transcript has a single exon. NCBI's taxonomy places the organism in Eukaryota, Metazoa, Chordata, Actinopteri, Kurtiformes, Apogonidae. Bases 420 to 2165 code for a protein of 581 amino acids. The record is from RefSeq and is a predicted model, not a curated record.
CCCUCGUAUUAUGUUAAGGGUCAAUUUGACCCAUUUCAGUUUUUGGGUUGAUCAAACUACUGGUUAUCCUUUCUUUUUCUUCGUGAAAUUUUGUGACUUUUCCUCAUCUAAGGUCAUGAACUUGUGUGUGAAAUCUGGACACUUUGAUGUGUAGUGUAGUGUCUGUGCAGAGUUUGUAUACAAAGAUGAUGUUAUGGGUCAUUUUGACCCGGACACUUUAAUGUGGGUAAGUAGCUGCUCAGAUCUAAAAUAAACAUGUCUCUUUGAUGUACUUUAUUUUGAUUGCCCAAUUAUUUGUAUUUUGAUUCCCUUUGAAGAGCCAUUCAGACCCAGAGACCCAGGUGUAUGUAGAGUAGGAACUUUCUCUCCCUUGUCCUUGUCACUUUUCUCAUGUCAUCUCUUUGACAAACACACCAAAAAUGAGCUCCAGAAGGUUUACUGUUGAAGAAGCUUUAUCACAGAUUUUGAACUGGGACAGUGAUGCAGAGGAGGAGAUUUCAGAGACAGAGGACCUUUCAGAGACUGAGGACAAUGUUAUUGAUGAUCCAGAUUGUCGAUUUUCCUAUGAUGAGGAUGAUUCAGAGGACGAGUCUGCUGUUGUCUCUCCAUCAGAUGAAAACCAAGAAACGCAGCAAUCAUCAUCCACAGAGGGGACAUGGACAUCUAAAGAUGGUAAUAUAAAAUGGUCAACAUCACCACAACAAAGCCAAGGCAGACUGUCAUCUUCCAAUAUCAUCAAAAUGACUCCAGGUCCUACAAGAUUUGCUGUUACACGAGUUGAUAAUAUUCAGUCAGCAUUUCAGCUCUUCAUAUCCCCACCAAUAGAAAGGAUUAUACUGGACAUGACAAACAUGGAGGGGAGGCGUGUAUAUCAAGAAAAAUGGAAGCCACUGGAUCAGACUGACUUGCAUGCUUACAUCGGAAUUCUGGUAUUAGCUGGAGUGUACAGGUCAAAGGGAGAAGCAACUGCAAGUUUACGGAAUGAAGAGAAUGGAAGGCCAAUAUUUAGAGCAACAAUGUCUCUGGAGACAUUUCACAUGAUAUCUCGUGUGAUCCGAUUUGACAACCGUGACACCAGAGCUGGUCGACGUGAAAGAGAUAAACUUGCUGCAAUCAGAGAUGUAUGGGAUAAAUGGGUCGAAAUUUUACCUUUGUUGUACAAUCCUGGUCCCCAUGUUACUGUAGAUGAGCGCCUUGUUCCAUUCAGGGGGCGCUGUCCUUUCAGACAGUACAUGCCCAACAAGCCUGCCAAGUAUGGCAUCAAAAUAUGGGUAGCCUGUGAUGCAAAAUCUAGCUAUGCAUGGAAUAUGCAAGUGUACACUGGGAAGCUUCCUGGAGGAGCAUCUGAGAAGAAUCAGGGGAUGCGUGUGGUGCUGGAAAUGAGUGAAGGGCUGCAAGGUCAUGACAUCACAUGUGACAACUUCUUUACAUCCUACCGCCUUGGAGAUGAACUGCAGAAAAGAAAGCUGACUAUGUUGGGAACAGUCAGAAGAAAUAAGCCAGAACUUCCCAGCAAAAUUCUGAAGAUGCAGGGCAGACCUUUGCAUUCCUCAAUAUUUGUUUUCACUGAGACAGCAACAGUUGUUUCAUACUGCCCAAAGAGAAACAAAAAUGUUCUUGUAAUGAGCACAAUGCACAAAGAUGCAUCUUUGAGCACAAGAAAAGACAUGAAGCCACAAAUGAUCAUGGACUACAACUCCACCAAAGGAGGAGUUGACAAUCUGGACAAAGUCACAGCAACGUACAGCUGUCAGCGCAAGACUGCCCGUUGGCCCUUGGUGAUUUUCUACAACAUCGUGGACGUGUCUGCUUACAAUGCCUAUGUCCUGUGGACUGAAAUCAACCAGCAAUGGAAUGCCAGCAAAUUGUACCGACGUCAACUUUUCUUGGAAGAACUCGGCAAAGCACUUGUGACUCCCAAGAUCCAGAGGCGAGCCAGGCCAGCUCAAUCCCCAGCAGCUGCAGCUAUCAUUGAAAAGGUCAAGCUCAGAUCAUCCAACCAAUCUGCAAUGGAUCCAGUGGAUACAGGUGUAAAGAAGCGAAAAAGAUGCCAGGUAUGUUCCUCCCGAGAGGACAGUGAAACAACUACCUCUUGUGUGAAAUGCAAGAAUUACAUCUGCAGAAAGCACACAGUUACAUUCUGCCCAUCAUGUCGAGAACACUGAAAUGUUGAGCAUUGAAAGUCUGAAAAAAUGGACAAGUUAAAUGAAAAAAAAUGUG